Messenger RNA from Cervus elaphus (red deer), 2497 nucleotides. RefSeq names its product heat shock transcription factor 2 (gene HSF2). Gene Ontology annotation, molecular function: sequence-specific DNA binding; DNA-binding transcription factor activity. NCBI's taxonomy places the organism in Eukaryota, Metazoa, Chordata, Mammalia, Artiodactyla, Cervidae. The record is from RefSeq and is a predicted model, not a curated record. Bases 210 to 1760 code for a protein of 516 amino acids. The transcript is spliced from 12 exons. Gene Ontology annotation, biological process: regulation of DNA-templated transcription.
GACUUGUCCGUCACGUGCGGCUGCCCGGCCACCCCGCCUCACAGCGCGCCUGGCGGGGCCGGGGAGGGGGCGGGGCCCGGGCGCUGCUGCGCCUGCGUUGUGGGCGUUCUCGGGGAGCAGCUGCCGCCGCCGCCGCCGCCGCCUCCGCCGCUACCGCCGCUACCGCCGCGUUUGGGUGUAGAAUUUGGAAUUCCUGAGCCUCGUUAACAAUGAAGCAGAGUUCGAACGUGCCGGCUUUCCUCAGCAAGCUGUGGACGCUUGUAGAGGAAACUCACACCAACGAGUUUAUCACCUGGAGUCAGAAUGGCCAGAGUUUUCUGGUUUUGGAUGAACAAAGAUUUGCAAAAGAAAUUCUUCCCAAAUACUUCAAGCACAAUAACAUGGCAAGCUUUGUGAGGCAACUGAAUAUGUAUGGUUUUCGUAAAGUAGUACAUAUUGAUUCUGGAAUUGUGAAGCAGGAACGAGAUGGUCCUGUUGAAUUUCAACAUCCUUACUUCAAACAAGGCCAGGAUGACUUACUGGAGAACAUUAAAAGGAAGGUUUCAUCUUCAAAACCAGAAGAAAAUAAAAUUCGUCAGGAAGAUUUAACAAAAAUUAUAAGUAGUGCUCAAAAGGUUCAAAUAAAGCAAGAAACAAUUGAGUCCAGGCUUUCUGAAUUAAAAAGUGAGAAUGAGUCCCUUUGGAAGGAGGUGUCUGAAUUACGAGCAAAACAUGCACAACAGCAACAAGUUAUUCGAAAGAUUGUCCAGUUUAUUGUUACAUUGGUUCAGAAUAACCAACUUGUGAGUUUAAAACGUAAAAGGCCUCUACUUCUGAACACUAAUGGGGCCCAAAAGAAGAAUUUGUUUCAGCACAUAGUAAAAGAACCAGCUGAUAAUCACCAUCAUAAAGUUCCACACAGUAGGACUGAAGGUUUAAAGUCAAGGGAGCGGAUUUCAGAUGAUAUCAUUAUUUAUGACGUUACUGAUGAUAAUGCAGAUGAAGAAAAUAUCCCAGUUAUUCCAGAAACUAAUGAGGAUGUUAUAUCUGAUCCCUCCAACUGUAGCCAGUACCCUGAUAUUGUCAUUGUUGAAGAUGACAAUGAAGAUGAAUAUGCACCUGUCAUCCAAAGUGGAGAUCAGAGUGAACCGGCUGGAGACUCCCUGAGUUCAGGCAGUGAUGGCUCCAGCCCCCUCAUGUCUAGUGCUGUCCAGCUCAACGGCCCAUCUAGCCUGACCACAGAAGACCCCGUGACCAUGAUGGAUUCCAUUCUAAAUGAUAACAUCAAUCUCCUAGGAAAGGUUGAACUGUUGGAUUAUCUUGACAGUAUUGAUUGCAGUUUAGAGGACUUCCAAGCCAUGCUGUCAGGAAGACAGUUUAGCAUAGACCCAGAUCUCCUGGUUGAUUCUGAGAAUAAAGGAUUAGAAACCAAGAACAAUGUAGUUCAGCCAGUUUCAGAAGAGGGAAGAAAACUUAAACCCAAAACAGAUAAGCAGCUUAUCCAGUACACUGCUUUUCCACUUCUUGCAUUCCUCGAUGGGAACCCUGCUUCUUCUGUUGAACAGGGGAGUACCGCAUCGUCAGAAGUUAUGUCCUCUGUAGAUAAACCCAUAGAAGUUGAUGAGCUUCUGGACAGCAGCUUGGACCCAGAACCAACCCAAAGUAAGCUUGUUCGCCUGGAGCCACUGACUGAAGCUGAAGCUAGUGAAGCCACACUGUUUUAUUUAUGUGAACUUGCUCCUGCACCUCUGGAUAGUGACAUGCCACUUUUAGAUAGCUAAAUCCCCAAGAAGUGGACUCUGCGUGUAUAUAUUCAUCAAAAUGAUGAACUAUUUAUUUUAAAGUAUCAUUUGGUACUUUUUUUUGUAAAUUUCUUUGUUUCAUUUUAUCUGAUAACUGUGGAAUCAAAAGCACCUUUUGCUUUUCUCACUAACCACACACUCUUGCAAAGCUUUCAGGUGUUACUCAGUUACGUAGGUACAUAAAGAUUUGAUGUGUUAAAACACAUUAUUGGCAUAUCUUUAAGUUGGAUUCAAAUGGCCAUUUUUCUCCAGUUAUACUAAAUUGGAUUUCUUUUUUACAUGUAUGUUCAUUAACCCCAGUUAAACUUUUCGUUUGUUUGUUUUACUUGUUUGAUGCUGUCUUGUUUGCAUUGAGUGUAAGUCACUAUAACUAAUGGUAGAACUCCUAAAGCUUUCUCUGUUCCAGUUGCUUUUAUUGAGUAUUUUUCACAUGGCUUCUUUAUAAAACUGGGAACAUAAAGUGCCUGUAUCUUGUAAAACUUCAUUUGUCUCUCUUGGUUCAGAGAAGUUCAUCCAUGUUCAAAAGGAAGGCAACAUAUACUUGAGUGCUUGCUGUCUGAUAACAGUUUCAGCUGCAUAUAUUAUAGAAAGAAGGGGAUGGGAUGGUGUCAAGCCAUCCAGCUCAUGGGCCUAGUUUUAAGUAAAAGUUUUCUGGUUUGUUUUGUGUUUUUUUGAAGCAUACUAUUUAGUAAAAUAAAUAUAAUGAAUGUUGCGUA